This is a messenger RNA of Exophiala mesophila, 714 nucleotides long. RefSeq lists its product as uncharacterized. The transcript is spliced from 2 exons. The coding region runs from base 1 to 714 and encodes 237 amino acids. The record is from RefSeq and is a predicted model, not a curated record. NCBI's taxonomy places the organism in Eukaryota, Fungi, Ascomycota, Eurotiomycetes, Chaetothyriales, Herpotrichiellaceae.
AUGAUAUCGCCCCCGGACCAGGCGCCAUUGCCGGCUAAUGCCCCAAUAGGUGGCAUUAAACCCAAGGCAGCAAGCACUGCGACGAUAGAAGUCAAUGGAGAGAGGUUGGAUAUUCGCAUCCUCGAAAGCAUUCGAGAUUGGGUUUCCUGGUAUGGCUGGCUUUCGGACCUCUUUGUCGAUCGGAAUUGCUGGUCGCUACUCCACGCCGACGACCGUAUCCUUGAAAAACACCGACCCCCGCUUCCGCUGCUUGCAUCUCGCAACGAGCUGAAUGAAUAUAUCAGGCUUUGCGACGCAUACGAUGAGCAGCAGAUCAGACUUUUCUGGGCAAAGGACAUCUUCUGGGCGUCUCUCAGCUCCGAAGUUCGCCUUGAAACCGCCAGACUGGGGUUCUGCGAAGUACCCACGCUCUUGUGGGUUACGGUUCCUCUCGAAGAAACCCGGGUUGGCCUUACCGAUCUCACUGUGGUUGGCGCUGUAGCAGAGAAUGCCAGCGAUGCCAUUGCCGAGCAUGUAGUAUUAGGCCUAUACGAAUACGUAGCUUCUAGCCUUGAUAGUUCCAGUUAUUGUCAGAAGACUCCCAUCCUCUCGACAGAUUCUGAUUUCUUCGUCGUCUUCUCGUGUGAUGUUGGCAGCUUGGUUCCACGUGAUAUCUCAAAGGGCGACAAUCUUCGCUUCUAUGGCCAGUUUUCGGGGUUUCACUGCAACGAGUGA